AUGCCCCUCGAGGAGUUGAACUUGAUUGAGGGUGCGGCGCCGCUACCGACUGAGCCACGCGGGCAAAGAGAAAGCGGACGCCCUGAUUGCAUACAUAAAGGCGAGGACGACAGCUGUACGCAGAGUGACAUUAAGCGUUGUACACCGUGA
Molecule: messenger RNA, 150 nt
Organism: Caenorhabditis briggsae
Lineage: Eukaryota; Metazoa; Nematoda; Chromadorea; Rhabditida; Rhabditidae
Exons: 2
Coding region: 1-150 (49 amino acids)
Source: RefSeq, a predicted model, not a curated record